AUGGCUGUUGAAAGAAUUGUUAUUGUUGUUGUCUCGACUAUGCUUAGUACUAAUAGAGAUUUCAAUAUUGAGAGGGCUACAAAGUUAGGGGCUAAAGUUUUCACUAGCACAGCCGAUCUUGCAAUUGCGCAAGCAUGGAUGACCAAGAUAGAGAGGGUAUUUGAUGUUAUGGGUUGCUCAGAUGAUCAGAAGUUGUGUCUCGCCACUUUUUCAUUAGAGGAGUGUGCAUAUGAUUGGUGGCAGUCGGUACAGAGUACAUAUUUAGACCCUUCUAUCAUUACUUGGAUAGAUUUUCGUCAUAUCUUUUACGAUGCUUAUUACCCUUACUCCUAUAAAGAUGGAAGGCAGGAGGAAUUUUUGAAGCUAGUAGAAGGGCAGAUGACAGUUGCAGAAUAUCAGGAAAAAUUUAUUAAACUUUCAAAGUAUGCCCAAGUUUUGGGAAAGAGUUCUACUAGUGCCAGAUUUUCUUCUUGCCAAUUAUGUGGAAGAUCUCAUCCUGGAGAGUGUUUAAAGUUCAAGGGAGUUGGUGUUUGCUAUUGA
Olea europaea var. sylvestris is the source of this 540-nucleotide messenger RNA. RefSeq lists its product as uncharacterized. The coding region runs from base 1 to 540 and encodes 179 amino acids. The transcript is spliced from 2 exons. Lineage: Eukaryota; Viridiplantae; Streptophyta; Magnoliopsida; Lamiales; Oleaceae. The record is from RefSeq and is a predicted model, not a curated record.